ACGGUAGAUCAAAAAUACACAACAUACAUAGGAUAUGUAUCGGAUAGGCCUAGUUCCAAACAUAUAUUAAUUGCUUCUCGGGUCCCUGUGAACUACCGGAUUCUGUCGGGCUCACCGGGUUCUACAGCCUAUUACGUCAAGUGAAAUUCCCUGUAAAGUGACUGUUGGUCAUCAACCAAGUCAUCCUUUCAAUAUUGAUCCUUUACAUUUGAUAGUUAUUGUUAAGACGUUUCAGCAGCCUUAGGUAUGAGCGGUGAAAAAGGAGGUGCACCACCCAGCUACCCACCCCAGUAUGGACAGCCUCUACAACAGCCACCACCUGGCUAUGAUUCUGUGCCUCAAUAUCAGCCUUAUGGGCCCCCAUCAGGGGCCCCAAUGUACAUGUACCAGGGUGGCCAUCCACAUUACCAAGCUCAGAUGUCACCUGGACAGACACAGGUUCUGGUGGUACCCCCGCCUCAGACAUUUUCAGAACCUCCUCCACCCGACUACAUGAACAGAGCAAUCUUCACUACCAUCUGCUGCUUCUGGCCUGUGGGAAUUUUCGCCAUAAUGAAAGCCAGUGAGGCAAAAAAUGCCUACGCACGUGGUGACUUUCUAGGAGCGAAAUCCAAUUCUGACUCCGCCCGACGGCUUUCCAACAUCGCCAUCUUUGCUGGUGUUGCAAGCAUUGUCGUGUCCAUGAUCAUCGUAGGUGUUUAUGUGGGCCUGAUCAUGACCAACAUGAGGAGUUACUAACAUCUGAGCUGGUACCUAUGGACAGACAUACCAACACAAGGAGUUACUAACAUCUGAGCUGGUACCUAUGGACAGACAUACCAACACAAGGAGUUACUAACAUCU
Messenger RNA from Mizuhopecten yessoensis (Yesso scallop), 843 nucleotides. RefSeq names its product proline-rich transmembrane protein 1-like. The record is from RefSeq and is a predicted model, not a curated record. Bases 247 to 738 code for a protein of 163 amino acids. Gene Ontology annotation, cellular component: membrane. The transcript has 4 exons. NCBI's taxonomy places the organism in Eukaryota, Metazoa, Mollusca, Bivalvia, Pectinida, Pectinidae.